Rosa chinensis is the source of this 2370-nucleotide messenger RNA. RefSeq lists its product as uncharacterized. NCBI's taxonomy places the organism in Eukaryota, Viridiplantae, Streptophyta, Magnoliopsida, Rosales, Rosaceae. The transcript is spliced from 3 exons. The record is from RefSeq and is a predicted model, not a curated record. The coding region runs from base 1111 to 2229 and encodes 372 amino acids.
ACUAGAAGACAGUUCCUGAAAGUUCCAGUUAAGGAUCAGAAUUACUACUAUUGUUAAGAAGUAGCUAGUAAUUAAGUAGUUUACUGAGACCAAGAAAUUCGAAAAUUCUUUGAAUUUUGGAUUUGACUUCGACAUCCCAAAAACUACCAGAGCUCCAGAACUUGAACAAAUCUGACUCCUUCUGAUCUGAGGACCCACCUCCGCCUUUGACACCGGAGGUCGUUGUCGUCGUCGUCUCGCUCUUGUUGUUGGUAGGCUCUCACAAGGUUUCAUUUCCAUGGCUUCUGAAAUCGUUUUCAGGCCGAAAGUCUGAAUUCUGAAACUAAUAUAUGGCCGGUUUUAAACGUGUUUCGAAUUUUACAGUAAGAUUCAGAGGGUUUCACGAUCUGAUUCCGAUUCGGUUCUGGUUCUGGGCAUUUUGUGAAGUUUGUUGGAGAUAAUAGUAAAGCUUUUGCCAAUUCUUCUGUGUCUCUUGUUCUAUUUUUAAGAAGAUAUGUCCCAUAAGUUCUUAAAAGCUUGCUUUCCAUUUCAGAAGAGCGUCUGCUUAAGUAUCUGAACUAGCAGAAGCAAAAUUAAGAAGAUGAUGAAACACGAAAGGCAGAGUUAAACAGCUCAUGAUCAUGGCUUUUGUUUUGUUUUUGUGUAUACAAUAAAGGUUUCUGCUGCUAUACUAUCGAUCUAUUUCAUCAUCAAAUCUAGCAUUUUCAUAUAUAUGUUUGUGGUUUUACUUGAAAAUCUUCCUUGAUCAAUUUUCUUCUCAGCUUUGUUUUAACUGGAGACUUGGAAUCCAUGCCAUGCACAUGUCAAAGUGUCAAACCAAAAGAAUAAAUGAUUAAGAUAACUGGCGCGUCACACACGCACGUCAGUGCUAAUACUAUUAUAUUCAUAUAUAGUAUAUAUCUGGUUUUCCAGGAAGCUAGCUAGCUUUAAGGAUAUAGGGUUCGCAUGGUGGCAUUAGUGUAGUUCCAUCGAAACUCAGUGGCUUUCUCAGGGCAUGAACCAGUAUAUAAACCACAGCUCACUCUCUCCGAUUUCAUCGAUUCCUACCUCUCUCUCUCUCUCUCUCAUCAGUUCUUCUCCAUCGAUUGAAGUCUGUGUCUGUGAGCCACCAUGUACAAACUCACUGCGCUGUUGGUGCUACUAUGCACUGCUAGCCACACAAGUUUAUCUGCUCCUACUGAUGGUCUAUUACCGAAUGGCAACUUCGAGUAUGGCCCUAAACCGUCACAAAUGAAAGGCACGGUGGUAACAGCCCACAAUGCCAUUCCCAACUGGGAAACCUCAGGCCAUAUUGAAUACAUAAAAUCCGGCCACAAGCAAGGCGACAUGUUGCUGGUGGUCCCCGAGGGUGGCUCCGCCAUCAGGCUUGGAAACGACGCCUCGAUCAAGCAGAAGAUCAAGGUGACCAAUGGCGGCUUCUACUCCAUAACGUUCAGUGCGGCCCAUACGUGUGCACAAGAGGAGACAGUGAACAUUUCAGUCAAUCCCAACAUUGAGAAACAAGACUUUGGCAUAAUUCCGGUUCAGACCACGUACAGCAACACUGGUUGGGAUUCAUAUUCUUGGGGCUUUAAAGCUUUUGCUGAUGAGAUUGAGGUAACCAUCCAUAACCCGGGGGUGGAGAAGGAUCCAGCUUGUGGCCCGCUAAUCGAUUCGGUUGCUUUGAAGGUCAUGGAGAUUCCUCAGCGUACUAGAGCCAACUUGUUGAAGAAUGGCAACUUCGAAGAAGGACCUUAUUUGUUUCCCAGCACAUCAUGGGGUGUCCUCAUCCCACCGCACAUCGAAGACGACCACAGUCCACUACCAGGCUGGAUCAUCGAAUCCCUCAAGGCCGUUAAAUACAUCGACUCCAAUCACUACACCGUCCCCGAAGGUCGAAGGGCCAUCGAGCUCGUCGCCGGAAAAGAGAGCGAAUUGACCCAGGUGGUCUUCACCAAGCCCGGCAGGCGCUACGCUCUCACAUUCUUCGUUGGCGACAGCAACAACGGCUGCCAAGGCUCCCUCGUUGUCGAGGCAUUUGCCGGCAAGGACACGGUGAAGGUUCCUUACGAGUCCAAAGGCGAAGGAGGGUUCAAGAAGGCCAGGCUCCUCUUCACCGCCGUGUCGCCGCGCACACGUAUCAUGUUUCUGAGCACGUUCUAUACCAUGUCGAGCGAUCACUCCGGCUCUCUGUGUGGUCCGGUGAUCGAUGAUAUCAAGUUGCUCAUCAUUCGCGGACGACGUGUUUGAUUGAUGCUGAUAGAAGUUAGUUGUGUGAGACCGAGAUGAUGAAAUAAUGCUUGAGCCUUUUUAAUUAUAUGUUAAUUAAUUAAUUAUAUAAUAAUGGGUCAUUGACCAAAAGCUCCAAAAUAAGCUAAAGUUAUCCCACUU